Messenger RNA from Zea mays, 904 nucleotides. RefSeq names its product oleosin Bn-V. The record is from RefSeq and is marked provisional. Gene Ontology annotation, cellular component: monolayer-surrounded lipid storage body; membrane. Gene Ontology annotation, biological process: lipid storage. NCBI's taxonomy places the organism in Eukaryota, Viridiplantae, Streptophyta, Magnoliopsida, Poales, Poaceae. The transcript has a single exon. The coding region runs from base 79 to 552 and encodes 157 amino acids.
AGCCACAACAAGACAGAGAGAUACCCGAUCGCCACCGCCGACCGGACUCCCCUCAAAGGCGGCCACAGCACAGCGAGCAUGGGAGACCGGCAUCAGCAUGGGCCUGGCAGCGGCGUGGAGGACCCGGCGACGCUGCUGCGGCGGGUGCAGACCCGCGCGCCCAACUCGACGCAGGUGGUGGGGUUCCUGACGCUGCUCGUCUCUGGCGCCGUGCUGCUGCUGCUGACGGGGGUGACGCUGACGGGCGCCGUGGUGGCGCUCGUCUUCCUGGGCCCCAUCGCGCUGCUCACCAGCCCCAUCUGGGUGCCCGUCGCCGUCGUGAUCUCCGCCAUCGUCGCCGCCGCGCUCUCCGCCUGCGCCUUCGCCGCCGCCGCGCUCCCCGUGGCCACCUGGAUGUACCGCUACUUCACGGGCCGCCACCCCGUGGGCGCCGACCGGGUGGACUACGCGCGCAGCCGGAUCGCCGACACCGCCAGCCACGUCAAGGACUACGCGCGCGAGUACGGCGGAUACCUGCGCACCCGCGCCAAGGACGCCGCGCCCGGCGCGUAGGCGCGCGCCGCCCGGCGUGCAUGUGCUGCAACCCCCGUCCGUGGUGCCGCUAGCUAUAGGUCAUCAUUGCUGUCGUCGUCGUCGUCUUAGUUCCUCUUGCAUUGCGUGUGCGUACUCUGCUCCAAUCAUCCCCCGCCCGUGUUGUCAAGCAAUUUCUGGUCCUCUUGCUUGCUUUCUCUAGGAGAUGCUGUUCAUUUCGAUCUCUUGGCGCAAUUUGAUCUUUCGCUUGGUGUAAUUAGGUCAUUAGUUAAAUCAUAAGAGACUCGUGUUCAUGGUCUUUCUCACAACCUUAAAACAACUAAUUGUUGUUGAAAAGAAUAUAUAUAGGUAACCUUGCUCAGUUUUCGUCGAA